Messenger RNA from Pochonia chlamydosporia 170, 825 nucleotides. RefSeq names its product c1-like domain-containing protein. NCBI's taxonomy places the organism in Eukaryota, Fungi, Ascomycota, Sordariomycetes, Hypocreales, Clavicipitaceae. Bases 1 to 825 code for a protein of 274 amino acids. The transcript has a single exon. The record is from RefSeq and is a predicted model, not a curated record.
AUGUCGCUCGCCCCAGAGUACUACAAGCGGGCCUGCAAACUUCCACUCAGAACCAAAGAAGCGCAGCUGCUAGUUAUACCACUUGGUCACUGUUAUGCAUGCUCAGACGAAAUCAACGGGGAUUACUACCAUUGCAGCAUUUGUGACUACUCAAGCUACGACAUCUGCGCCCCUUGUGUGGGAGCAGGCCGCCACUGCAUGCACCAAAACCACUGGCUUAUCAAGCGCAACACCGAGCAGGACAACACCAAUGGAUUUCCUACAGAGAUAUUGAAGACACAAUGGUCGCUUCGCCAGGUAAAAGGGGCACAGGGACCAGAGAAAGAUGAUGCGAUUUCCCAUGCGACCAUCCAGUCUCGCCACAGGAAGAAGUCGUACCCAAGGUCGCUUCGCCAGCCGCCGUUCGAUUACUGCUAUCAGUGCCGCGUCACCUUCCGCAGUGACCGCCCACCCCAGCAGCAUGAGCUGGAGCUUCAUGACACCUUGGACCGUCCAGUAACGAAGGACAGCUCUGUCGAACAGAGAAGACCAACAGAGUCAACCCAACGAUGGGUAAGGAAUGUUGACCCGGAGGUGCAAAAGAAGCAUGAAAUGAAAAUGAAAGAAAUGGAGAGGACUAUGGAUUUGGUCUUCCAGGGGAAAAUCACAGAGAAAGAGGAACGGCUGAAACGGACAGAACAGCAGCUGUACGACCUACACCACGAGAUGAAGGAGAUUAUGGCGAAGCAGCGACAUGAUAUAGAGGAAGCCAAGCGUCGUCUGCAGUCAAGGAAUAUGUCAGCACCACCAAAGCGUUGGGUCUUUUGGCGUGCGUGGGCUAACUAA